AUGGCGCCUACACCGACAGUAUCGCCCGUCACCGGCCAGCCCGUACCCCCUUCCUAUAUUCACGCUUCGACCGCCCACUUCCAAGACACUCACGGCCGAACCCUCCUACUGCGAGGCGUCAACCUCUCGGGCGGAGCAAAAGCCCCACACGGUCGGCCCUCAUGGGAUCGCGAAGGAUUCUGGGAAGAGGGUGAUAAUGGAGAAGGCGAUUUCGUUAAUCGUCCACUGAACCUCGAGGACGGAUCGGCGGAUGUGCAUCUUGCACGACUGCGGGCGUGGGGGUUCAACAUGCUGCGAUAUGUCUUCACGUGGGAGGCGCUGGAGCAUGCUGGCCCAGGCAAGUAUGACGAGGAGUACAUGGACUAUGUCGUCCGGGUGCUCAAGAAGUGCAAGGAAUGGGGAUUUAGGGUGUUCAUGGACCCGCACCAGGAUGUGUGGUCGAGAUACUCUGGUGGCUCAGGUGCCCCUCUUUGGACUCUCUACGCCUGCGGUAUCGACCCCCACCAUAUGGCCGAGACAUACGGCGCUCUCGUUCACUGCGAAUGGCCCUCCCCGUCCGCACCCAAACCAGCCACCUUCCCAGGCAUGAUCUGGGGCACAAAUUAUACCCGUAUGGUCUCGCAGACUGUCUUCACACUCUUCUACGCCGGCAAGGUCUUCGCCCCAAAAUGCAUCAUCGACGGCAAGAACAUCCAGGACUAUCUCCAGGACCUCUUCUUCGCGGCGGUCGAGACCCUCGCAAAGAAGAUCGCGGCCGAGCCGGGAUUAUAUGAGGACUGUGUGAUCGGGUGGGAUAGUAUGAAUGAGCCGGGAGAGGGAAUGGUCGGACACCCGGAUAUCAAUAAGACGCACCCGUCGGUGCAGCUGAAGAAGGGGCCGAUGCCGUCUCCGCUCGAGGGGAUGCGGAUGUGUGUGGGACAGGCGGUAGAUGUGGACGACUGGUACUUCGGGCCGCUGGGCCCGACCAAGUCCAAGAAGGUCACGAUCGAUCCUAAGGGGGUCAAUGUGUGGCUUGAUGAGAAGGGAGAAAGGGAACGAGGAGGUGGAAAGUGGGGAUGGAAGCGGGAUCCGGGAUGGAAGUUGGGAGAGUGUAUCUGGGCUCAACACGGUGUCUGGGACCCCUCGACUAACACCGCUCUCCGCCCCAAGUACUUUGCCUCGCAUCCUAAAGACCCGUCCAAGGAGUCACACUACGUCCCCGAUUUCUGGGCGUCCCACUUUAUCGAAUACGGUACCCGUCUCCGCAAAAUUCACCACGAAGCGAUCCUCUUCGUCCAGCCACCGGUCUUCCACCGUCCUCCACCUCUCCCGCAUUCGAUCCUCCUCAAUCGCGCGGCGUCGUCCCCGCACUUCUACGACGGGCUGACGCUCAUGACCAAGCACUGGAACUGGUUCAAUGCGGACGCGCUCGGCAUGAUCCGCGGCAAGUACUGGAAUGUGGUUCAGGCGGUCAAGAUUGGGGAUACAGCAAUCAAGCGGAUGAUGCAGGACGAGCUGUCGACUUUUGCGGUGGACACGAAGGAGUGUUUGGGAGAGUAUCCAACGUUGAUCGGCGAGAUUGGGUGCCCUUAUGAUAUGGACGACAAGAAAGCGUACGGCUUCGUCGAUGGCGGAAAAGGCGAGGGCGACUACACGAUGCAGCGGAGGGCGUGGGACGCGUCCAUGCACGCUUUGGACGGCCCGAACGCACUCAACUUUACGCUCUGGACCUACGUCCCGGACAACAGCCACGAAUGGGGAGAUCUUUGGAACGGCGAAGACUUGUCGCUCUGGUCUCGUGACGACCUUGAAAAGCCGUCCGAGACAGACUCUGCUCAAAUCGCGUCCACCACAUCCUCCACGACGCUUACCUCCCCCACCACCCCCAAGUCCUCCUUCACCCCUUCGUCCAUCGCUUCCGGCGCCUUCUCAUCUUCCCUCAUCAUGGACGGCGCGCGGGCCAUUGACGCCAUCUGCCGGCCCUACUGUAUCGCCAUGGUCGGGCAACCCCUCCGUGCCGACUUUGACUUUUACACCUCCGACUUCAAGCUCACUAUCCGUGUGUCAGCGGAGGAUGUCGUGCCCGAGGGAGUCGCGACCGAGGUGUACCUUCCCUUCGUCCACUACGCGGCGAACCUCGGAGACUCCCAAUCGUCCAUCGUCAACCGGUCAGAGAACAGCUCGAGGGUCUCCCUGGUCCAGGCCGUCAAGGAGAAGGAGAAAAACACCAACAGUCCCCGGACUUCCACCAUCUCCACUUCUACCGGCACCGGCAACAUGACGCCCGAGCACCUCACCCUCGCGGCGGACAUCCAGGUCUCGACGGGCCGGACUGAGGUGCAUGGCCAGACCCUCAAGUGGUUCUACGACCCACCGGCUCGAGGGGAGGCGACCUACACAUUGACGGUCAAGAGGCAGGGCGGGCCGAUCGCGCGGGCGAGUGGGUACGGAGGCGGAUCGGGGAGCUGGGCUGAUGUAUGUCCUUCGAGCUGCGUCGUGGCUUGA
This is a messenger RNA of Dioszegia hungarica, 2484 nucleotides long. Its product is annotated as putative cellulase like glycosyl hydrolase. The transcript is spliced from 5 exons. Gene Ontology annotation, molecular function: steryl-beta-glucosidase activity. Gene Ontology annotation, biological process: ergosteryl 3-beta-D-glucoside catabolic process. Bases 1 to 2484 code for a protein of 827 amino acids. NCBI's taxonomy places the organism in Eukaryota, Fungi, Basidiomycota, Tremellomycetes, Tremellales, Bulleribasidiaceae. The record is from RefSeq and is a predicted model, not a curated record.